Phacochoerus africanus (Common warthog) is the source of this 3570-nucleotide messenger RNA. It is a transcript of the gene STK11IP, whose product is annotated as serine/threonine kinase 11 interacting protein. Bases 110 to 3325 code for a protein of 1071 amino acids. The transcript has 25 exons. The record is from RefSeq and is a predicted model, not a curated record. Gene Ontology annotation, cellular component: cytoplasm. Gene Ontology annotation, biological process: intracellular protein localization. Gene Ontology annotation, molecular function: protein binding. NCBI's taxonomy places the organism in Eukaryota, Metazoa, Chordata, Mammalia, Artiodactyla, Suidae.
AGCGCCCAUCUUCCGGGGCGGGACUUCCUGUCCAUUAUUGAUAGGCGCCGGGCUGCAGAGGUGGUGGGAGGAUCACCCAGGAAGGCUCCGCCCCCAGCGUCCUGUGGCCAUGACGACCGCCCCGCGGGACUCCCUGGUGUGGAAGCUCGCGGGGCUGCUGAGAGAGUCUGGGGAUGUGGUCCUGUCUGGCUGUAGCACCCUGAGCCUGCUCACUGCCACAUUGCAGCAGCUGAACCACGUAUUUGAGCUGCACCUGGGGCCAUGGGGCCCUGCCCAGACAGGCUUCGUGGCCCUGCCCUCCCACCCUGCCGACUCCCCCGUCAUCCUCCAGCUUCAGUUCCUCUUCGAUGUGCUGCAGAAAACACUUUCGCUCAAGCUGGUCCAUGUCCCAGGUCUUGGCCUCCCAGGGCCCAUCAAGAUUUUUCCCUUCAAGUCCCUUCGGCAGCUGGAGCUCCGAGGCGUCCCCCUCCACUGCCUCCAUGGCCUCCGUGGCAUCUAUUCCCAGCUGGAGACCCUGAUUUGCAGCAGGAGCCUCCAGGCAUUAGAGGAGCUCCUUUCAGCCUGCGGUGGCGACCUCUGCUCUGCCCUGCCCUGGCUGGCUCUGCUCUCUGCCGACUUCAGCUACAACGCAUUGACUGCCCUAGAUAGCUCGCUGCGUCUCUUGUCAGCUCUGCGCUUCCUGAACCUGAGUCACAAUCAAGUCCAGGACUGUGAGGCCUUCCUGAUGGACUUGUCUGAGCUCUGCCAUCUGGACAUCUCCUAUAACCACCUGCGUUUGGUGCCGAGAAUGGGACCCUCGGGGGCUGCUCUGGGGACCCUGAUCCUGCGAGGCAAUGAGCUCCAGAGCCUGCAUGGCCUAGAGCAGCUUCGGAACCUGCGGCACCUGGACCUGGCUUACAACCUGCUAGAAGCACACAGGGAGCUGUCGCCGCUGUGGCUGCUGACCGAGCUCCGCAAGCUCUACCUGGAGGGGAACCCUUUGUGGUUCCACCCGGAGCACCGAGCGGCCACUGCCCGGUACUUGUCAUCCCGUGCCAGGGACGCGGCUGCCGGGUUCCUUCUUGACGGAAAGGCCUUGUCACUGACUGAUUUUCAGACCUCCACAUCCUCAGGGCUUGGCCCCGCGGCCCCACCUCUGCCCUGGCCAGUUGGGAGUACCACCGAAACCUCCGGCGGCCCUGACUUGAGUGACAGCCCCUCGUCAGGGGGCGUUGUGGCCCAGCCCCCGCUUCGUAAGGUUAAGACUCGAGUCCGUGUGAGGCGGGCAAGCAUCUCAGAACCCAGUGAUACGGACCCGGAGCCCCGGACUCUGGGCCCCUCCUCUGCUGGAAGGUUCGUGGAGCAGCAUCGGGAACUGGAGCUCAUGAACAGCUUCCGGGAGCGGUUUGGCCACCACUGGCUGCAGUAUAGGAAUCAUCUGGAGGCCUCUGGGACCCAUAUCCUGGUGACUUCGGAGACCCCUGCCCUCAGCACGCAGCCCCCGGACGCCCCGAGUGCAGAGCCCGUGGCCGACCCUCUGCCCCCUGAUCAGGAGCCACCACAGGAAGUGGCAGAGGAGGUCAGGGUGGAGCCGGAGCCACAGGAGGAAGAGGAGGUGGAGGAGCAGGGAAAAGAGGAUGGAGGGAAGGAGGAAGAGGAGGAGCAGGAGCAGAACGAAGUGCAGGUGGAGCUCUGUCGCCCCAUGUUGGUGUGUCCCCUGGAGGGGCCCGAGGGCGUGCGUGGCAAGGAAUGCUUUCUCUGGGUCACUGCUGGCCACCUGUUCGAGGUGGAACUCCAGGCGGCUCGAACCCUGGAACGGCUUGAGCUCCAGAGUCUGGAGGCAGCUGAGAUAGAGGCCGAGACCCAGGCCCAGGGAGAGCUGGUGCCGGAGGGGUCCGAUCUGCACGCCGGGGCUCCCGUCCUUACCCUCCGCUUCUCAUACAUUUGCCCUGACCGACAGUUGCGUCGCUAUGUGGUGCUGGAGCCGGAUGCCCAGGAGGCCGUCCAGGAGCUGCUCGCUGCAUUGACGCCAGUAGCUACCACUCAGCAUCAGCUUGGGGAAGCGAGGGAUCCGCCAGGGAACAGACUCCAGUGUCUGCGUUGCGGCCAUGAGUUCAAGCCAGAGGAGCCCAGGUUGGGACUGGACAGUGAGGAAGGCUGGAGGCCUCUGUUCCAGAAGACAGAAUCGCCUGCUGUCUGUCCCAGCUGUGGUAGUGAUCACGUGGUUCUCCUGACUGGGUCCCCCGGAACUCCCAGUGGGGAGCGGAGACAGGGGGAGCAGUUGUCAGCCUCCUCGCAGUCCCCGAGCGCUGUCCAGGACCCUCCUGGCUACAGCGACCUCAGCAACAGGGCCAGUGGCAUCUCAUCUCAGGCAGUGGGCUCACAUGACCGCCACAGUUGGAGCCUCAGCCCCCCCCCUGAGCACCAUGGCCUCCGCUCUGUGGACCACAGACUCCGGCUCUUCCUAGACGUCGAGGUGUUCAGCGAGGCCCAGGAGGAGUUCCAGUGCUGCCUCAAGGUGCCACUGGUGUUGGCAGGCCACCCAGGGGAGUUUCUCUGUCUUGUGGUUGUGUCUGACCACAGGCUGUAUGUGUUGAAGGUGACAGGGGAGAUCAGAGGGCCUCCGGCUGGCUGGCUGCAGCCGACCCUGGCCAUUCCCCUGCAGGAUCUGAGGAGCGUAGAGCUGGGCCUGGCAGCACAGAGCCUGCGGCUGGAGUGGGUAGCAGGGGUGGGCAGCUGUGUCCUGCUGCCCCGAGAUGCCAAGCGCUGCAGGGCCUUCCUGGAGGAGCUCACUGAUGUCUUGCAGUCCCUGCCCCCCACCCGGAGGAGCAGCAUCAGCGCCACAGAGGAGGAGGUGACCCCGAAGCACCGGCUCUGGCCAUUGCUGGAGAGAGACUCCUCCUCAGAGCCGCCCCAGUUCUUCUACCUUCGGGUGUUCCUGGUCGAAGGCCCUGCUACCUGCCCUGUGUCCCUGUUGCUGACUCGGUCCACCCUGUACCUGUUAGAGGAGGACUGCAUAGGGUCCCAGGCAGAGCCCCCGCUUCCAGCAGCAUCGGGUGAAGCCUCUGAGAAGUCCCCACCCUCCGGGCCAGGCCCUUCAGUGCACGUCAGGGAGCAGCAGCCACUCAGCAGCCUGAGCUCCGUGCUGCUCUACCGCGUGGACCCAAAGCACCUGCGGCUGGUCUUCUACGACGAGGUGUCCCGGCUGGAGAGCUUCUGGGCGCUCCGUGUCGUGUGUCCAGAGCAGCUGACGGCCCUGCUGGCCUGGAUCCGGGAGCCCUGGGAGGAGUUGUUUUCCAUUGGACUCCGAACUGUGACCCAAGAGACGCUAGACCUUGACCAGUGAGGCUGCCAUGCUGGCCCCAUCCCCCACUCUGGGGCCACAGCGACGGACGUUCUCUCUCCAGACUCUGGCUGCGGCCUCCUCUGGCUUUGGGGCGUUGGUUGGCAAGGCCCCGACGACUCAAGGCUAGGGUGAGAGGACUGGUCUGGCCUCCAGACGACCUGGCCCAAGGGCCAGGCUGAGUGAUCCGUAGGAAUGUUUCUCCUGCACUUUUUCUCAGGUAUCAAUAAAGUGGUUUCCAUUCCAGA